AUGAACGAUGUUCCAGCGGACGAUAUUCCUUGGCCUCAGCAGAUCAUUUCUGAUAAUGCAAGAGAUCCUGCCGUGACCUGCCCUAACUCAGACUGCCGACAACAUUUUCCAUCCAUUCAUGACUUGCUUUCUCACCUAAACCACCCAACUGAGACAUGCUGGCCGUCAGGAUCUGAAGGACACAUGGCCAAGCCUCCUGCAUUACGUGGAACCCGCAGACAUCACGAUGGGCAGUCUGGAGUCGAUGAGACCAUGGAUGAUGAAUUUAAUCGGACCGCUCAAUACCAUCCAUUAUUGGGCUAUGUCUACGGAGAAGGACAGAACAUAUUUCAGCAAAUUCAGAACGAUGAACAUGAGCCAAAACGGGUGAAAAAUAUGUACUGGCCCUUUCGCGAUCGUGGAGAGUGGUCACUCGGUAAAUUUUUAGUUGAGACCAUGACACAGACAGAGAUUGAUCGUUUUCUCAAACUGUCUUGGUUCGAUGUGAAAGAUAAGCCCGCAUUCUCGAGUGCUCGAGAACUAUUGUCCUGGAUGGACCUUUUACCUCCCGGGCCGAAAUGGCAGACCACACAGUUUGAAGUCCAGGGGUACACCACUGCCGCUCCCAUUCAUCUAAUAUGGCGUGAUGGCCUUGAAGUCGUGAAGAGCCUCUUUGGAAACCCUAUUUUUGCUCAAAAUAUGUCUUUUGACCCUCUGCAUGAUCAGCUGCCUGAAGGGGCGACUAUCGUGCCCAUAAUAGCUGCAUCAGACAAAACACCAGUCACAAGACAGACGGGCGGUCUGGAAAUGCACCCUCUUUUCCUCACUAUCGGCAACAUCGACUCUGACGUUCGUAUGAAGGCUACAUCCCACGCUUGGCGAUGUGUGGCGUAUAUGCCAAUCCCAAAGUUUGAAACACAUCCCGAUUAUCAUAUGAUUCUGAAGUCGCGUGUCUGGCACAAGUGUGUCGACUUAGUCUUUGCCGGCUUAAAAGUCACAGCAAAGGUCGGCGAGUUUAUGCCUGACCCCUUCGGUGAACUUCGAUAUUGCUUUACCCCUCUUGUCGCUUGGAUUGCAGACCUUCCAGAACAGUUGAUGAUCGCCUCUGUGUCAAAGAAUGCUUCCCCCAUCACACUGGCCACUCACAAGCAAUUCGGGGAUGCCAACCAUCACGAUCCUCGCACAGCAGAGCAUACUCUGGAGCUAUUGUACAUUCUCAGCCAGUCAAUUGACCCAUGGAAUCUUGACCGGUUCCAGAAGAAGUCAAAGGAGCUUCUCCUUCUAGGCGUUCAUCUUCCGUUCUGGCGCGACUGGCCACUUACCCAGGUUUCUAUUUUCCUUGUCCCUGAAAUCCUUCACACCCUGCACAAAUUUUUCUUCGACCAUCUGUUGCAAUGGUGUAAAGAAGUGGUUGGAAAUGACGAGCUCGACGCACGCUACAAGAGCCACCACAAACGUAUCGGCGUGCAUCACUUCUCUUCUGGGAUCUCACAUGUGGCACAGAUGACUGGACGAGAGCAUCGUGAUAUCCAGCGCACCAUCGUCGCCAUGAUUUCGGGCGCUGCUCCUCCUGAAUUCGUGCGACCUAUUCGUGCUCUCAUCGACUUCAUGUAUCAAGCACAGAACCCCAUCCAUACGGAAUCAAGCAUCGAAGCAAUGCAAGCGUCACUUAACGAAUUCCACAAUUGCAAGGUGGCGAUCCUGGAAGCUGAAGCACGUCGGGGGAAAAGCAACGUCAAGGAGGAUUUCUACAUACCAAAACUCGAACUCCUUCUGAGCUUCGCGGAGGCCAUUAGGAACAACGGUGGACUUGUUCAGUUCACUGCGGAUGUUAGUGAACGGCUUCUAAUCACACAUUGCAAAAGCCCGUUCACGAGAACGAGCAAACAGAAAGAUUUCGGGGAGCAGAUCGUCCGCAUCCUUGAUCGUGAAGAGCGGAUGCGGCAGUUCGAUCUAUAUCUCCUCCUUCGCCAACACAACCAAGCUCUCAUUAAUGCCGUUGUCGAUGAAGAUGAAGAAGUAUGCGCCACGGACCCGACAAUGGCAUGGGUUUCUCGUGUCGCCCCCGACGAACAACAUCAUUUCAGUGCCCCCAGGCCCAUACGCAAUCAUUUUACCAAGGGCAUCCUCUCCAAUAGUGCCAACGCAGCGCUUACCGUCACUCGCUCUCCUGAUGGCUCAAAUCUCAGCUGGCCUGAUGUGAUGCACACCUAUGGACUCCCUUGGUGGGAACUAGAACGAGACGAGUCUCAGCGUGUGAUCAAGGACAAUGCUGAAUAUUAUUAA
This is a messenger RNA of Suillus plorans, 2265 nucleotides long. RefSeq lists its product as uncharacterized. NCBI's taxonomy places the organism in Eukaryota, Fungi, Basidiomycota, Agaricomycetes, Boletales, Suillaceae. The record is from RefSeq and is a predicted model, not a curated record. The transcript is spliced from 3 exons. Bases 1 to 2265 code for a protein of 754 amino acids.